CAUAGUACAUGUAUGUAGAAUUAUAACAUUUUAUCGUCAAAGUUAGAAAAGAUGAACAUUUAACAAGGUGGUAUUGACGCAAAUGGUGUUAACACUGGGUAGUCAUUACCAAUAUGCUUACUAUUGACAAGAUGGCGUUGCUGAGAUGAACUAUUAACGAGAUGGUGUUGUUGAAGAUGAACUAUUAACGAGAUGGUGUUGUUGAAGAUGAACUAUUAACCAGAUGGUGUUGUUGAAUAUGAACUAUUAACGAGAUGGUGUUGUUGAAGAUGAACUAUCAACCAGAUGGUGUUGUUGAAGAUGAACUAUUAACCAGAUGGUGUUGUUGAAUAUGAACUAUCAACCAGAUGGUGUUGUUGAAUAUGAACUAUUAACGAGAUGGUGUUGUUGAAGAUGAACUAUUAACCAGAUGGUGUUGUUGAAUAUGAACUAUCAACCAGAUGGUGUUGUUGAAGAUGAACUAUCAACAAGAUGGUGUUGUUGAAGAUGAACUAUUAACCAGAUGGUGUUGUUGAAUAUGAACUAUCAACCAGAUGGUGUUGUUGAAUAUGAACUAUUAACGAGAUGGUGUUGUUGAAGAUGAACUAUUAACCAGAUGGUGUUGUUGAAGAUGAACUAUCAACCAGAUGGUGUUGUUGAAGAUGAACUAUCAACAAGAUGGUGUUGUUGAAGAUGAACUAUUAACCAGAUGGUGUUGUUGAAGAUGUACUAUUAACCAGAUGGUGUUGUUGAAGAUGAACUAUUAACGAGAUCAAGUUUGUGACACUAUAAACGAUGAUACUGCUUUGCUUGCUACUCUUUAUAUGCUACGUAACUUCUUCAUCCACAGACCCAUGCCAGACGUACGAUGAUUUCCUCGCCGACUACAAACGAUCGCCCUCACACACAGAAUCCGAGUAUGAUAAUGCAGAAUGUGACGCGACACUCACUGAGAAAUGGUACCGUAUAGAUGGGGCUGCUGGGACAGACCUCACAAACGACAGCGGGCUGCUUCAAAACUAUGUUUGUGGCACGGUCUAUCAAAUGUGGAUGAAUGGCAACAUCCCGGAGGAGUCGGAGGGAAUCGUAGACAGACAAAUCUGCCUGAGAACAGUGUUCUCGACCUGCCAGUAUUCCUUUACAAUACAAGUAAAGAACUGCUGCUCCUUUAGAGUGUACUACUUAAAGAGUGCUGGUGGUUGUCCACGUGCAUAUUGUGUUAGUGACACCAAUGUUACUUCAUCUGAUGAAUGUCCUAAUGUCACAACAUCUACUGAAACCAUGGCAACUGACACAACUUCAGCAGCAACUACGAAAACAAUAACUGACACAACGCUGGCAGCAACAACGAAAACAAUAACUGACACAACUUCAGCAACAACAACGAAAACAAUAACUGACACAACGUCAGUAUCAGCCACAUCAACCGACGGUCCAAUAACGCAGGCCGAGACUUCAACGACCAGCAGUACCGACCCAUGCCAGACGUACGAGGAUUUCCUCGCCGACUACAAACGAUCGCCCUCACACACAGAAUCCGAGUAUGAUAAUGCAGAAUGUGACGCGACACUCACUGAGAAAUGGUACCGUAUAGAUGGGGCUGCUGGGACAGACCUCACAAACGACAGCGGGCUGCUUCAAAACUAUGUUUGUGGCACGGUCUAUCAAAUGUGGAUGAAUGGCAACAUCCCGGAGGAGUCGGAGGGAAUCGUAGACAGACAAAUCUGCCUGAGAACAGUGUUCUCGACCUGCCAGUAUUCCUUUACAAUACAAGUAAAGAACUGUUGCUCCUUUAGAGUGUACUACCUAAAGAGUGCUGGUGGUUGUCCACAUGCAUAUUGUGUUAGUGACACCAAUGUUACUUCAUCUGAUGAAUGUCCUAAUGUCACAACAUCUACUGAAACCAUGGCAACUGACACAACUUCAGCAGCAACUACGAAAACAAUAACUGACACAACGCUGGCAGCAACAACGAAAACAAUAACUGACACAACUUCAGCAACAACAACGAAAACAAUAACUGACACAACGUCAGUAUCAGCCACAUCAACCGACGGUCCAAUAACGCAGGCCGAGACUUCAACGACCAGCAGUACCGACCCAUGCCAGACGUACGAGGAUUUCCUCGCCGACUACAAACGAUCGCCCUCACACACAGAAUCCGAGUAUGAUAAUGCAGAAUGUGACGCGACACUCACUGAGAAAUGGUACCGUAUAGAUGGGGCUGCUGGGACAGACCUCACAAACGACAGCGGGCUGCUUCAAAACUAUGUUUGUGGCACGGUCUAUCAAAUGUGGAUGAAUGGCAACAUCCCGGAGGAGUCGGAGGGAAUCGUAGACAGACAAAUCUGCCUGAGAACAGUGUUCUCGACCUGCCAGUAUUCCUUUACAAUACAAGUAAAGAACUGCUGCUCCUUUAGAGUAUACUACUUAAAGAGUGCUGGUGGUUGUCCACAUGCAUAUUGUGUUAGUGCAGACACCAAUGUUACUACAUCUGAUGAAUGUCCUAAUGUCACUUCUGACACAACAUCUACUGAAACCAUGGCAACUGACACAACUUCAGCAGCAACUACGAAAACAAUAACUGACACAACGCUGGCAGCAACAACGAAAACAAUAACUUACACAACUUCAGCAACAACAACGAAAACAAUAACUGACACAACGUCAGCAUCAGCCACAUCAACCGACGGUCCAAUAACGCAGGCAGAGACUUCAACGACCAGCAGUACCGACCCAUGCCAGACGUACGAGAAUUUCCUCGCCGACUACAAACGAUCGCCCUCACACACAGAAUCCGAGUAUGAUAAUGCGGAAUGUGACGCGACACUCACUGAGAAAUGGUACCGUAUAGAUGGGGAUGCUGGGACAGACCUGACAAACGACAGCGGGCUGCUUCAAAACUAUGUUUGUGGCACGGUCUAUCAAAUGUGGAUGAAUGGCAACAUCCCGGAGGAGUCAGAGGGAAUCGUAGACAGACAAAUCUGCCUGAGAACAGUGUUCUCGACCUGCCACUAUUCCUUUACAAUACAAGUAAAGAACUGCUGCUCCUUUAGAGUAUACUACUUAAAGAGUGCUGGUGGUUGUCCACAUGCAUAUUGUGUUAGUGAUGUCAAUUUGACUUCACUGGGUGUCUGUCCAAAUACUGACACGACAGCUGAAACAACGUCAGUAAGAGCAACAUCAACGGAUGGUCCAAUAACUCUUACCGGCGGUUCAACGACAACACGCAGCAAUGAAAACGGUGCUGAAUAUACAGUCAUAAAGAAGGAUAAGACAAUACUCAUUGUUGUGCUUGUGACUUUAGUAGUGGUUUUGAUGGCAGUUUUUAUUGGAGUUUGCAAACAUGCUUCCAAGAAAUUUAAGAAUAAGCGUAGUGUGUCCACUAUUUCCCUGAUGUCGUGGUUCAGUGAACCCACCAUCGAAACACCCACACCUCCAGCAAAUACGACAGAGGACCAUGCUCUUCAAAUGUAUCGAAUCACAGAAAAGGGGGGAGUGUCAGAAAAUGCAAUAGGACAAAAUGUUCCCGGAGAGGCAGUUGAAGAGGAUUUUGCUUCGUAAUUUUUACAAUGGGGAUAACAUUUUUACUAGGUGGACUAUUAUUUUAUAAGAUGUUCAUUUAUAUAAGGAACUACAAUUUUCAGCCGUAGUGCUCAAUGGAUCAUCUUCGACUUAUCUUUAUUUAAAACCGUAUCGAAACUUUCAAAGAAAAAAUGGAUGGAUGGACUGUUGGUUAGUUUGCUGGGUGAUUUUUUUUUUAUAGAAAAUGAAAUAUUUACAAUCUGUUAUUGUAUAUGUUGUGUGUAAGUUUAUUUGAAUAAAAUCAUGUUUACCUAACAUGACCAGCCCUU
Molecule: messenger RNA, 3833 nt
Organism: Pecten maximus
Lineage: Eukaryota; Metazoa; Mollusca; Bivalvia; Pectinida; Pectinidae
Product: mucin-5AC-like
Exons: 15
Coding region: 775-3543 (922 amino acids)
Source: RefSeq, a predicted model, not a curated record